Molecule: messenger RNA, 1359 nt
Organism: Penicillium samsonianum
Lineage: Eukaryota; Fungi; Ascomycota; Eurotiomycetes; Eurotiales; Aspergillaceae
Product: MCT family MFS transporter
Exons: 3
Coding region: 1-1359 (452 amino acids)
Biological process (GO): transmembrane transport
Cellular component (GO): fungal-type vacuole membrane
Molecular function (GO): transmembrane transporter activity
Source: RefSeq, a predicted model, not a curated record
AUGAGUCUUCCCCAAGACAGCAACAGCUCGUCUUCCUGCAGCGCCGAUUUAGAGAAGCACAAUCCUCAGGAAAAUGCAUCUUCCGAUGUCGACAGUAAGGAAGCAGUCUUCGACGAUAUCCCGGCUCCCAAACCCACUGGCCCCAAUCCAGCAGACUUUCCUGAUGGAGGCCUGCGAGCGUGGACGGUCGUGGCAGGGUCCUGGUGCUGCAUGUUUGCGUCGAUGGGCUGGAUCAAUUGCAUCGGAGUCUUCCAAGACUACUAUCAGCGUAACCAACUCGCGUCGUACUCCGCGUCUUCGGUCGCUUGGAUCAGCUCCACGGAGACCUUCAUGACGUUCCUCGGCGCUCCCUUUUUCGGCAAGCUUUUCGACAGCUUCGGCCCUCGAUACAUGCUCAUGGUCGGCACGGUCUGUCACGUCCUGGGUCUGAUGAUGACCAGUCUGGCCUCUGAGUACUACCAGUUCUUCCUGGCUCAGGCAAUCCUCAGUGCCUUAGGUGCCAGCGCUAUCUUCUACGGUUGUCUUAACCCUAUUGGUACCUGGUUUUUGAAGAGGCGCGGCUUGGCCUUUGGCAUCAUUGCUGCAGGAUCCUCCCUGGCGGGUGUCAUUCUUCCGAUCAUGAUUGACCGACUCAUUCCGACUGCUGGAUUUGCCUGGUCCAUGCGUGCAGUGGCAUUCUUGUUCUUGGGCCUGCUUAUUAUCGGCAACCUGACUAUUCGGUCUCGUCUGCCUCCAAAGCCUACCCCCGUUGCCGCAAGCCAAUUUCUGGCCCCAUUCAAGGAGCCUACGUUCCUCUUCGUCGCUAUUGGAAGCUUCUUUUUCUUCUGGGGAGUUUUCCUGCCGACCAAUUUCAUCAUUCUGCAGGCGCAGCACGAUGGCAUGUCUUUGAAUCUCUCUGGCUAUCUCCUGGCUAUCUUGAACGCUGGCAGUGUGUUCGGCCGUAUUCUCCCCGGCUGGCUUGGAGACCACUUCGGCCGCUUCAAUGUCAUGAUCAUCACCACAUAUGUCACCAGUAUCAUUGUUCUAGCACUCUGGAUUCCCGGUCAUGGCAAUGUCCCGAUCAUCAUCUUCUCGGCGUUCUUUGGAUUUACCAGUGGCACCUUCGUGAGCAUGAUUCCGGCUAUUGUGGCACAGGUGACGAAGGAUGUCCGGAAUAUCGGCAUCCAUAACGGCUCGAACUUCUUCAUCAUCAGUAUCGCAGCCUUGACCGGAAAUCCAGUUGCUGGAGCUCUGGUUGCACAUGAUGGAGGUGGCUACUUGUACCUGCAAAUCUUCUGUGGACUCACAAUGUUCGUCGGUGCUACUUUCUUCCUCGUGGCUCGUGUGGUGCAGGUUGGUUGGGUUUGGAGGCGCAUCUAA